GAGAGAGAAGAGAGGGGGAUAGAGGGAGAGAGAGAGGGACAGCGAGAGAAGAGAAGAGAAGAGAGGGGGAUACAGAGAGAGGAGCCAGUGGAUUUGUUGCUUUCGCCUCAUUUUUUGUGUUUAUUUAUUGGAUCUAGUUAUUAUUAUUGUUGUCGCUGUUGUUGUUAUUGUUUAUUAUUCGCGUGCUGCUGUUCGGCUGAUGGCGUGGGACGGCGGAUGCACACAGGAGUCGCUACUGUGGAGGGAACUGGAGUGUGCUGCGCUGGUCGGGGAGGACCAGCCUCUGUGUGCGGAGCUGCCGGAUCUCGACCUAUCAGAGCUGGACGUCAGUGACCUAUCAGAGGGCUUUCUGGGCGGCAUCAAGUGGUACACCGACCAACCAGAAUCAAUCAUCUCCUCUCAGUAUGACGACCAAUCAAACAGCCUGUUCGAGAAGUACGAGGAGGAGCAGGAGGCGACGCUGCUGGCGGUGCUGACGGAGACGCUGGACUCCCUCCCGGUGGAGGAGGACUCACACACACUCUCACACACACACCCGGGACUCAGCCCGCCCGAACAGAGCCUGGAGGAGCACACGCUCGCACACACACACUCGCACACACACUCACACACGCACUCGCUCGCGCACUCUCUCAUCCAGCCGUCCAGUCCCAGUCCCAAUACAUCCCCACGGUCGCCAGGCAACGACGAGCCCUCUCUGCUAAAGAAGCUCCUAUUGGCUCCAGCCAACACACACGUCAACUACGGACCGCUGCCCUCGGCAACCAGCAACCAGAGACACAGACACCCAAACACACCCCUCAAGGGGGAGCAGGCCUGGCUGUGUAAGCGAGGGGGUGUGUCGAUGCGACGGCCCUGUACGGAACUCCUGAAGUACCUGACGACCGGCGACCCGGAGACCCUCACCGCGGCAACCGUUGCCAAGGAGGGCCUGUUGUCCUCUGCCUCCUCCCCCUCCUCCUUGUCAUCCUCAAGCUCCGCCUCUGGCUCCGCCCCUGGCUCCUCCUACUCCAGGAAGAAGCUGUCCUCAUGCUCCUCCUCCUCUCAUGCGCACCUGCUGCCCCAGAGAGCCAGUCGCAGCAGUCCGCCACUCCCCCUGACUCCAGACACACCCACUUCCAAGGGAGCUGCGCUUGAGGGCAAAGCCACUGAACGCACACUGACUGUGGAACUCUCCGGAACACCAGGUCUGACUCCGCCCACCACCCCACCUCAUAAGCUGAGUCCGGAGCGCAUCUUCGUCCCUCAUCCUCAUCAUCCUCACCAUCGCCAUCGUCAUCCCCAUCCUCAUCCUCAUCCUCAUCGCCGGGGGCUGAAGCGUCCCCAUAGCUACAGUGACCAUGACUACUGCCAGGCUUCCGUCUCCGUCUCCAAGCACCACCGCCGCCUCGGCAUCAUCUCCGCGGCAACCACCCAGCCUGUCACCACGACAACAGAGGAUGAUGCCUACGACCGCCCCCCUGCCCCGAAACACGCUACUAAGGAAACCCCCCAGCCCAGACCCCCCCUCAAAGACCAGCAGGCAGCACACCCCAGACCCCCCCUCAAAGACCAGCACAUCCGUGCCCAGCUGGACCGGCACUUUGGACCGCGACACCCCCACCUUGAGGAAGAGGAGGAGAGAGAAGAAGAGGAGGAGAGGGAAGAGGAGGAGAGAGAGGAGGAGGAGGAGAGGGACAUGGAGUGGGGGGGUGCAGGGGGGCUCUAUGAGGGCCUCUCGGGGGUGUACGGAGGGUGUGUGGGGGGUCCCUCGGCCCUGUCGGAGCUCUUCUCCAGCGGGCUGGAGAUGGAGAUGGAGAUGGAGAUGGAGCUGGAGCUUCCUCUCCACACACACACCACCUCGCCCCCCUACAGCCCCCCCUCCCCCUCACACACACACAACACAUGGAGUGAUGAUGAGGAGCAACAUGAAUGUCGACGAACGGAGAAGAGGAGCCAGCGGACACACACACCCCACACUACAGAGAGGCGUCGUGUUCAGCUGGACACACACACUCCAAAGAGAGGCGUGAGAGUGUUGGAGGCGGAGUCAGGAGAAGGGGCGGGGUCAGCUGCUGCUAGAGUGGAACUCUACUGGCGCCGCUCUGCUGGACACAAGAAGAACUGCAACCGCAGCAACUACACCAGCCUAGAGUGCGGGUCAUGUGACCUGGAUGUGGAUGGGGACGUGGAGCUGCAGCCGUGGGCCGGCGUGAGCCAAUACGACAACAUGGACUUCGACUCACUGCUGAGAGAAGCGCAGAGCUGAGAGCAGUCUCCUACUGCAAGAGAGAGGAGGAGAGGAGGAGAGGAAGAGAGGAAGAGAGGAAGAGAGGAGGAGAGGAAGAGAGGAGGAGAGGAAGAGAGGAAGAGAGGAGGAGAGGAAGAGAGGAGGAGAGGAAGAGAGGAGGAGAGGAGGAGAGGAAGAGAGGACGAGAGGAAGAGAGGAGGAGUGCAGGAGACAGGGCUGGCGUGAGUCAGUACGACAACAUGGACUUUGACUCAUUUUUGAGAGAAGCGCAGAGCUGAAGACGACAUCAAGGGGGCGAUAUAGAGAGAGAGAGGAGGAGAGACACCCCCACCCCCCUCCUGCCCUGGAACACCCCCACCCCCCCAGCUCCAACACCGACAUCCUUCUCCUCCAUCACCACAGAUGAAGACACUACCUGCUCCUGCUCCUCCUGCUCCUGCUCCUCCUGCUCCUGCUCCUCUCCCACCUGAAGAUCUUGCUCCUCCGGCUCCUGUCUUCCUGCUCCUCUCGCACCUGCUCCUCUCGCACCUGCUCCAAACACUCCUGCUCCUCCUGCUCCUCUAUCUUCUUCAGCCCCAUCAUCACCCACACGCCCCAUCACCCUCCACAUCACCUGCCAUC
Molecule: messenger RNA, 2851 nt
Organism: Engraulis encrasicolus (European anchovy)
Lineage: Eukaryota; Metazoa; Chordata; Actinopteri; Clupeiformes; Engraulidae
Gene: ppargc1a
Product: peroxisome proliferator-activated receptor gamma, coactivator 1 alpha
Exons: 11
Coding region: 200-2248 (682 amino acids)
Biological process (GO): positive regulation of transcription by RNA polymerase II
Cellular component (GO): nucleus
Molecular function (GO): transcription factor binding
Source: RefSeq, a predicted model, not a curated record